Molecule: messenger RNA, 951 nt
Organism: Trichomonas vaginalis G3
Lineage: Eukaryota; Parabasalia; Trichomonadida; Trichomonadidae
Product: kinase-related family
Exons: 1
Source: RefSeq, a predicted model, not a curated record
AUGACGAAAAUAACAGAUGCAGCAACGAGACAGGCAGUUCAAAGUGCCUAUGACGCCGUUAGAGCAACUGUUGUGAAAAGUCAAGAAAAAGAGUUACAACAGACCAAAACAGACCUAGUAAAUGCUUUCUUAAGAACGAAAAGUCAGGUAGGACAUUACGCUGCAGAUGGAACAUAUGUGCCAGCUGGUGGAACUUAUAUACCACCAAACCCUCCAAGAGAAGCACCUGCACCAGGACUACCUAACACAUUUACAUCGUCACAUGGACACAGACACAGGCAUGCACCAAAACCAACACAACAACCAACAGUUCAAAACACUGCACCACAACCAACAGUUCAAAACACUGCACCACAACCAACAGUUCAAAACACUGCACCACAACCAACAGUUCAAAACACUGCACAGCAACAACCACAAACAGAGCAAGGACAUAAAAGAAGUAGAGAACAAGGAAACCAAGAAUUCUUAAAAAUGCUUAAAGAAGACUAUGGUUACCCAGAUAGUAUUGACUUUAGUGACAGAUAUAAAGAAGCUAUUAGAAAGUUCAAGGAUGGAAAUACUGACCCGAACCUAUUUAGCUUUAUGGCUCUGCACCAAAGGGGAUAUAAUUUCAAACCUGGAAAAUACAAGCUCGCUAAGGGAUAUGAUUUAAUAGCAUAUCAUCCAAAUGACAUGGAUGAAUUUACUCCGAGAUAUUUGAUGUCAGAGCUAAAUGACAAUUUAACUCUCUUCAUGAAACGCGUAAAAAAAGGAGACGGAACGAAAGAAGAAAGGUUUAUGAGUCCGGAUGACUUAGAAAGGGAACUUGUUGAAAACGGUCUCGGAAUAUAUGAAAUGCCAGCAGAUGAGGUACAAGAAACUCCACAGGAAGAACUAGUUCAGAUACAACCAGACAUGGAAGAAAUAGUUCAGCAACAACAGCUAGAAGAGCCUGAAGGAAACGAACAA